This is a messenger RNA of Sphaeroforma arctica JP610, 2092 nucleotides long. RefSeq lists its product as hypothetical. Bases 101 to 2092 code for a protein of 663 amino acids. The transcript has 9 exons. The record is from RefSeq and is a predicted model, not a curated record. Lineage: Eukaryota; Ichthyosporea; Ichthyophonida.
AUAUACAAAUUUAAUACUUGUUUUUUGACAUAUUCGGACCCCGUAUGUGGGUUGUACUACUUGGUAUUCUCUAGAACCUUUCAGCCAUACUUGCAUUUGCAUGGGAACCAAAGUCGGUCACACAACAACCGCAAAUAUGGAUGCGGAACAGAUGACUAUGCUGGACGUCUCUCUCAACGAAGACAUUGAGACGCAAGAGGGCCAGGACACGUUAGUGAACGACGAAAAUGUAGGUCCGAAAGAAAACGCCAUCUCAGAUCUAAACACAGCACAAUUGAAGAAACCCAAGUUGUCGGGAAUCCAACGACACACGAUAGACAUCGUAGAAGCUUCAGCUGCAACGAUAUGUUCAAGUAUGCCACUGGUAGAAACUCAGCAUAUGCAGAUAGAUACAACCAGGAGUAUAGCAGCUGGGAGUGGCCCAAACGGCGCCCGUGCAACUGCAUCAGACAACAACCAAGAUGUAGCUGAACCGAACCCAGUGGUUACUACUAAACCAAACCCAGUGGUUACUACUAAACCAAACCCAGUGCUGAGACAAACACAGCUGAGGGAAAGCACAGUUGUAGUGAAGUCACGUACGAGUGUGGUCAGUAGGUCAGAGGAUAUGCCGUGGAGUGGCCUACCGCCACCCAAGAUCAAACCACUGGCAACACCGCAGCAGCAGCUGACACCCGGCAAACAGGCGAGAUCAGGCAUCCGCCCCCCCAACACCAUAGUGCAGCAGACGCCUACCAAGGUCAUAGUCACCUCCACCUCAGGCCCAGGCACAGCUGUGCUUGCGGGGUAUGAGAGCAACCUGGCGUCGCUUAUACUGAAGUGCGAGAAGGCUGUGGAGCGCACUGUGGUGCCUCCCAAAAAGAACGAGAAGAACCCGCUCAGGUGGAAGGUGCGUGUGCUUCUAACUGUAGUGUAUGAUGUGCGCGUUAAGAUGGAAGGUGGUUGUGGGCAAACCAGUGGGAUGGGUGUGCUUGAAUCGAAUGUGAAGUUCGGUAUAUUCAUCAAGGAACUGAAAGGCUAUCUUAGACAGCUGACACAACACGCUGAGGAGUUUAGAGACCACUGUGUGACCGUCGAGCAGCGUCUAAUACUCGACAGGCAGGGCGAGAAGGCCAGGCUAAAACCAGUGCGUGUCCGGGCUGAAAAGGCGGAGAAGGCUCUACACGCCACACAGCAACUGCUCGACGAAGCCAAACAAUACACCGAAGACCUGAGGAACCGCCUGGACAACCAUGACUCAUCGACCAAGGAAGAGGUCGAGAAGAUGCGAGAAGCAUCAACGGGUUAUCGAGAAGCCGUUGCCAGUUUGCAGACAGAACUGGACCAGCUGAGGCGAACGCACAGCCACACACUACACACGCACAAGCAAGCGCAGCAACAGAGCCAACUGCAAAUAGACGCCUAUAGGGACAAGAUCGAGGAACUGCGAGACACAAUAGACAAAAAAGCCGAGGAAGUACGCAGUCUGCAAGCGGAUCUGAGUAACAUGGCCAACACAGCAGGAACAGAGGAACGGGAGAUCAAAUUCAGAGACACGCGCAUAGCGGAUAUGGAAGCUAGCAUACGCAAGACAACGGCUGAGAGUGAGGCACUCAAAGAACGGCUGCAAGAGAAAGAAGUGGAGAUGAGCAAGACGCUCGAGACCUUCAGCAUGGCGCAGACAUCAUAUCUAUCGCAGGUCAACGCAUUCACUGCUAACCAAAGCAAGGACGAGAAACUGAUAGACGAUCUCAAACAGCAGCUGAGCGAGGCUAAGCAGCAACUACACGAUACGACCAACGAGGCUCGAUCGAAUUCCGACGACCUGAACGCACAGAUCAAACAACUGGCAGAGGGGCAGCAAGCAAAGGAUGUCGAACUCGCCGAAGCCAAAUUGCAGAACAAGAAACUCGAGGCAAGUGUGGAAGAAUUAGUGAUCAAGAGUAAGCUAACUGAGCUAAAAAUAGAUGAGAGUAAUACUGAGCUUGAAGAUCUGCGCUCACAAAACUCUCGACUCAAGAACGAACUAGAACGCCUUGCCCAUCAACUACAGGUGAAGUACGCUGCGGCCUGUUUGGCGUUAAUUUUGUAUACAUUUUGUGGUAUAGUCUAG